UCUGCCAUCCCUUUUGAUUAGGCCGCCGCUUGCCGCUCGCCGCUUGCCACCGUCCUAGCGGUCUAUCGGAUCACUAUAUAAGCAGGCCCCGGUUUCGCCCAUGCACAUGAGGCCGCAGCUGCAGAGGGACAGCUCCGCAGAGCCGAUACCAUGAGGCGCACCGGGGGAGCUGCCUCCGCCUCGCCGCCCAGCGCAUCCUCCCCUCCGGCCGCUCCGAUCCCCUCGCUGUCCUCCAGCUCCAGCCCAACCCCGAGAGCGCUGGCGUCAAUCGGCCCCGCCGGCAUGGCCAUAUUCACACCGCAGCUUCCUUGCAUCCUGUGCGUCGUCGACCUCUCCUCGGAAAUCUACAACAUCGAUGGCAGGGACGCACCGCCGCUGCCUAAGGUCGUCCCUGCGUGCGCCACCCACACCCCGCGUGUAACGGCCGGGGCCUUCGCCGGCCACGGCAGUCUCCGCGCCCCGGCCUGGCUCGCCAUGCACUGUCUCCCCCUACGACCUGAGGGUAUGGUGCGUACGAGGUUGGGAUGGCUCCAAUGUUCUUCAUCGACGUCCACGGCUCCACGAGAUGACGAGACCAACCAGCAGAAGCAGGCAUCCAUGGAGGGAUUGAGCCGAGAGCGCUGCCUUUGUCGCUCUCUGGCUCUCCUGCCAAUCUCCGCUAUCCGGUGCCACUGUCUGACCCUCGGCAUCAGCAGGCUCUCUUUCCCUCCUCCGUUCUGUACAAAAAAAAUGACACAGCUGCUGGGGUUGUGGAUUUUUUUCUGAGCGGAUUGUGGAUCUUAUUAUAGAUUCAGCACUUGGAAGCUGAAGUAACACUACAGAAGUUCUCUACUUAAGUUUUGCUACUCCUUUACUCUUUCUAAUGCCCUUCCAUCUGGAGCAGUGCAAUUUAUUCAGUACACGACUUGUCAUCUUCUCCCUACGUAAAUCUUCAGCCUGGCCAUUCUAUUUUUGAAAUGAGUUACAGUAUCAUGGACUUGCAUAUUUAACCCCAUCGGUAACAUGUUGGAUUAUGGGAUUUUGCUUGCCUUCUGCGAGCAAACUUCAGAUGAAAAGCAGCCACAAAAUGCAUCAGAUUGUUGAUGGAGAUUGUACUGAAGAGAUAUGGUUUGCAUGAUCAACUUUCACUGUAUAAGAGCAUGCUUAUGGACGAUCUAGAUUCAGGUUGUGAAGCAGGAGUACUCAAAGUGCUAAGUAAGUUACUGAAACAAUACCAUGUGUUUGUCACUUUCUCUAAUAAGCACCCUUCUUUUCCGGGCGAAGUUGAUGAAGAAAUGGAAAGAGAAGACUUAUCCAUACAGGAAAAAUUGGAUAUGGAGCUGCAAGAUCUAAAUAAAGGACUUCAGCAAAAGGAGUUGCUAUUUUCCUUUCAUUAUGAUUGUAUAUAAUUGUUCAUAUACGAAUUUAAAACUUAUCUGGCUCGACCUGGACACUUUGUUCACAUGUACUAAAUAAUAUUUCAUUCUUCCAUCCAUAGUAAACUCAUGUUCAAAGAUAACCACACUUUUGCCCAUCAUAACCUAGAUCAGAUUUCCAUAUCCUCAAU
Molecule: messenger RNA, 1546 nt
Organism: Triticum urartu
Lineage: Eukaryota; Viridiplantae; Streptophyta; Magnoliopsida; Poales; Poaceae
Source: RefSeq, a predicted model, not a curated record